Molecule: messenger RNA, 1980 nt
Organism: Papilio xuthus (Asian swallowtail)
Lineage: Eukaryota; Metazoa; Arthropoda; Insecta; Lepidoptera; Papilionidae
Product: nose resistant to fluoxetine protein 6-like
Exons: 13
Coding region: 4-1980 (658 amino acids)
Molecular function (GO): acyltransferase activity, transferring groups other than amino-acyl groups
Source: RefSeq, a predicted model, not a curated record
ACAAUGAAAGUGGUCGCCGUUUUUGUUAUUAUUCUUUUUAUCGGCAACAAUGGAAACGCAAAAGAAGCAGUUAAAAUUAUAGCAGAAUAUGAGUCUUAUAUAGAUAUAGUGAGGAAAGACUUAUUAAUGUCCAGUUGGACAGAGGAAGAAAAGCCUUGUCUUAAUCAAAUAUUGAAAAUAAUCGAUAAUGUUAAAAAUACAACUAUUUGGGCAACUUGGAUAUGGGACAGUAUACAGUUACCAGUUGGACAAUUAUAUGGUUCCAAAGAACAUUUCGGUAACUACGAUCAAUGCUUGAGCGAGAAAGUUGCUGAUUCUUUAUUACCAUUUCGAACACAAUAUUGUAGGGCAAACAUUAUUUGGAGAACCCCUAAGGAAAAGGAUAUAUAUAUAAAUGAAAUCGAUCCUUACUCGUCAUUGGACGAAUAUAUACAAACAAGGACGUUUCUUAAUUUACGAUUCAACACGCUAAGCUGGGGAGUUUGUGUACCAGAAAUCUGUCAAAAGAAAUCAGUGAAGACCUUUGUGUCGGCUCUUUUCAAACAAAGUCAUCUAUCAAAAUUGCAAACUCCAAUGGAUGUGACAAUUAAUAACUGUGAACCUGCAGGAGAAGUGAACAAGCAUGUUGAUGGACAUUAUUACUUGAUGAAUAUUAAAGACUUCUUAGAAGAAAAUAAAAACGAUAUAAAAUGCUUACACGGAAUCAGAUUUCUGUCUUGUUCUUUGAUUGUAUUAACGCACGCAGUUACUACCAUCGUGGCAAUAUCAGCAGCCAAUGGAAUGGAUCAUGAAGAGCUUUUCAGUAGUUAUGGAUUAUAUGCAUCGGAAUUAGUAAUUGUUGUGGAUACGUUUUUUGUAUUGUCAGGUUUGUUGAUGAUAAGGAACAAUACCCGCAAACGUUCCAUUCGGGAAGUUGUAGAAUUCAUAAUCAAACGAUAUUUUAGACUUAUAUGGUGGUACAUGGCAACACUCUUGAUAAUUUUCUUCGUCUUGCCACGGUUUGGCUGUGGUCCGCUAUGUGAUAAAUACUUCCAACGCGAAGGUGGGGCUUGCUACAAGACUUGGUGGCUGGGUUUGCUCAUGAUAGGCAAUUAUGUCGAACUAUCACAAAUAUGUUAUCCCAGUGCAUGGUACGUGUACUGCGACUUUCAUAUGUCUGUCGUUGGUAUUAUAUUGCUCUGGAUCUUCCAAAGAAACAGACGUAUUGGCAUGACUUGUUUCAUCAUCCUCACCGUACUAAGCACGUUAUUUACAGCUCUAGCUAUUUACGAUUUCCCUGAAUUAACGAAAUUAAAGAUAGAUUUUGAGACUUUUAAUAAGUUAAGAACUUCUGAAAACUACUCAAUGGUAGCAAUGUACACGCAGACUCAUAACAGAGCCAUCCCCUAUAUUAUUGGAAUGGGGUUGGGAUACAUUAUGUCUAAUUACAAAGAAAUAUCUUUCCAAAGGAUCACAAAGAAUUUACACAUUAUCUUGGCUGGAAUCGUGGCAGGAAUACUUUCAUAUCCGUUUAUUUCUAUGAGUGACAAUUUAAAAGUUGCUCUUAUGUUAGUACUUAUGAGAUACGGAUGGGCUAUUUUUGUCUGCGCAAUAAUAGCUUUAUGUGAAUAUGGAAAGUGGCCUUCCAUGAAAGGAUUCCUCUCUUGGUCGAUUUUCGCGCCUCUUAGUAAAUUAACUUAUGGAAUUUAUUUCAUCCACUUUUUGACUUUAACAUCAAAUAUGAUCUCAACUAGAGGUCGACUUCAUUACAAUGCUCAUAUUUUGGCAGAAAGAUUCUUUGGACAAUUAACUUUGUCUGCUUUUAUAAGUUUGUUCUUCUUACUGUUUAUCGAAGCGCCAUUGAAUAAUUUAGUACAACUUUGCUUGAAGUCUAUUGGGAACAAACAAACAAAAGUCAAGCUGCAAGUAGAUAAUGAAUAUUUAAGCAAUGAAUUACUGACAGAGGCGCCAUCCAUCGACGAAAAGGAGAAACUACAAUAA